Molecule: messenger RNA, 609 nt
Organism: Pterocles gutturalis (yellow-throated sandgrouse)
Lineage: Eukaryota; Metazoa; Chordata; Aves; Pterocliformes; Pteroclidae
Product: thromboxane-A synthase-like
Exons: 3
Molecular function (GO): heme binding; iron ion binding; thromboxane-A synthase activity
Source: RefSeq, a predicted model, not a curated record
GUUCACUCGGGAAGCAGCUAAGGACUGCAUAGUGCUGGGGCAGCGUAUUCCAGCCGGGGCUGUCAUUGAAACCGCAGUUGGACAUCUCCACCACAACCCUGAGUUCUGGCCAGAGCCUGAGAAGUUCAUUCCUGAGAGGUUUACAGCGGAGGCUAAGAAAGAACGACAUCCCUUUGCAUACCUGCCCUUUGGGGCAGGACCCCGUGGCUGCAUUGGCAUGAAAAUGGGUUUGCUGGAGACAAAAAUGACCCUGCUGAGGAUUUUGCAGAAGUUUCAAUUUAAGACCUGCCCAGAGACUGAGAUUCCUUUACAGCUGAAGUCAAAAGCCACACUUGGACCGAAAAAUGGAGUCUACAUUAAGCUGGAAUCUCGCUAAAAGAAAAUGUACAUCCUGAAGCCUCCUGGGAUGGGACCCCUUGUUCACUGACUCACUGGGUAUAAUUAUUUUUCAAAAACCCAAAGACGGAUAAGAGCCUAAGUCCCACUGAUGGGCAGUGGGUGCUGCCUCCCUGCUCUCCUGUGGGAGAGUCUCCAGUCACUUUUUUAAAUGAGACAUGGGCUCCACAGUCAUUUGGUUUUCAAAUUGCUGUGAACAGUAUCUAUAAAGAA